Drosophila ficusphila is the source of this 1441-nucleotide messenger RNA. It is a transcript of the gene ics, whose product is annotated as ras suppressor protein 1. The coding region runs from base 441 to 1292 and encodes 283 amino acids. NCBI's taxonomy places the organism in Eukaryota, Metazoa, Arthropoda, Insecta, Diptera, Drosophilidae. The record is from RefSeq and is a predicted model, not a curated record. The transcript has 4 exons. Gene Ontology annotation, molecular function: protein binding.
GCGAGAGGUCUCCUCAGUUACUCGAGACGAUCGCUUGUCGCCAGACGCAUUUUCAGCAUUUUGGCUAUUUUCGUGAUUAAUUUCGGAGAGCGGAUACGUAUUAUAAUAGAACCCGUGCUCCACUCUGUAACGUGAAUGUUAUUGUAAGCAUUCAAACGCGCAUGGAUAUCCAAUCAAUUUUGCUUUGUAAUCAAUCUGGCCGAUGUGUUUCCUUUCUAAUUUAGGUCAAGUGCAUUGUUUGUGUAACACAGUGACCUAAAAAGUUGUAGUUUCUAUAUCAAUGUGAAAGAAAAGUGCUUUAAACUGCCCACACAGAAACAUAUGCAAACACAAAGUGCAGUUGGCACAGUUUUACAACUACUGGAAGUCUCAACGUCAACACUUUGAGGGGAACUUAUUUUUUAGUACAUUGAUGAACGCCCGGAACUAAAUCCAGCAAAAUGAGUCAGUCUUGUCUACCAGUUAGCGCAAAGAUGUCGAAAGCAAAGAAGGUCUUGGAUGAAGCCCGAGAAACUCAAAACCGGGAGUUGGAUCUGGUGGACAAGGGUCUAACGUCCUUUGAGGAGCUCCCUGGACUGUUCAACAUGUCCAACAUCACGCGUCUGACUCUUUCCCACAACAAGAUCAGUGUGAUAAGUCCCGGAAUUGCGAAUCUGUUGAAUCUGGAGAUCCUCAACCUCUCGAAUAACCAGCUGACCGAAUUGCCUGUUUCUCUGUCAUCCAUGCCCAAGCUGCGAAUCCUGAAUGUGUCCAUUAACAAGCUGAUUAACCUUCCCCGAGGAUUCGGAGCCUUUCCCGUUCUGGAGGUGUUGGACCUGUCGUAUAACAAUCUGAACGAACAGGUGCUGCCCGGAAACUUCUUUGGCAUGGAGACCCUGCGUGCUCUAUAUCUAGGCGAUAAUGACUUUGAGUAUAUACCAAAGGAAGUGGGCCAGCUAAAGAAUCUUCAAAUUCUUGGACUGCGCGACAAUGAUCUUCUGGAGCUUCCCCGUGAAGUUGGAGAUUUGGCACGACUCCGCGAGUUGCACAUUCAAAACAAUAGACUGCAGGUUCUGCCGCCGGAAAUCGCCAAUCUGGACCUUUUGAGCAACAAGUCGGUGAUGAAGAUGGAGGAAAAUCCCUGGGUCAAUCCCAUUGGUGAGCAAUAUCUGCUGGGAAUCAGUCACGUGAUCGACUAUCUCAAAACGGAGACAUAUAAAAUAAUCUACAAUCGACAUAUGCAGGCAGGACGAAGUGGACCACCGCCACCCAAGGCUGACAAGAGCAAGAAAGCCUCUCGAAUACGCGCAUAGUUUUUCUCCGCCACAAGCUCCCAUGAAAUAAUGUGUUCGUCUCGUUCGUUGUUAACCAAAACAGUUUUUGUAUACUAAUAUUUAAGUAUUUGUAAACUAAUGUGUAGUUUCGCAAAAGUGCCUUCAUCUAAUAAACGUAAAGAAAUGAA